GUGAGCGGUAGAGCGGCGGCGAGUGUGUGUCGGCAUAGAGCGAGCGAGCGAGCGAGCUAGGCGAGAGCGCGUGCGGUGGUGGUGGUGUGACGACUGGUGCCGUGGACGGACGGACGGACGGGUCGGUCGGUCGGUCGGUCGGUCGGCGGUCGGGCCGUGGUGUGUGGAAGGACGAAGGAAGGAAGGAAGGAAGAAAAACGCGAGGAGGAAGUGUGCAAAAUUCGCAAGUGCGCGCUGUGUCGGCGGCGGUGAGAGAGGAGAGGAAUACGUUGGGGAUUUGUGUGAGGGCAUAGCUCGCUGGUGGCGAUCCGAAGAAGGGAGAUUAUCAUCGUCGCCGCCGUCGUCGUCUCGAAGGGGACUCCACGGAUCAGUGUGUCGUUGGGAUCUCUGUCUGUCUCGUUCUUUUUUCCGCGUUCACUCUCACACGCAUACACACUCUCUCCGUCUCCUUUUAUCUCUCUCUAUCUCUCUCUCUGUCUGUCUUUCUCUGCCCCUCACUCUCCGAUCGUCGGGGGGCCUGCCGCCGCGAGGACGUCGAGGGAACGACGACGCGUGGAAGUUUAACCGGGAGAAGAGGAGCGUGUCGUGAGGAGCACAAUGUCCGACCGGGAGAGCCUGGACGAUCAACCGCAAAAAUAUGGAAACCCUGGCGGUAUGGAUGCUGGAGGUGCUGACUUCGAUUCUGGUCAGCAAGGCCAGCAGAGCGAGCAGGAGUUGGCGACGAAAAUGUUGCAAAUUCAAAGCAAAAGAUUCUACCUUGAUGUAAAACAAAACAGGCGUGGGAGGUUUAUCAAAGUCGCCGAGAUUGGAGCGGAUGGAAGGAGAAGCCAAAUCUACCUGGCACUUAGUACAGCAUCCGAAUUUCGGGACCAUUUAUCGACAUUUAGCGACUUUUACGCAUCUCUAGGUCCACCAAAUCCGGAAAACGUGCCAGAUGACGGAAAACUCAAGUCAGAGAUGAUGGUGAAGGAUAAUAGGCGGUAUUACUUGGACCUCAAGGAGAAUUCUCGCGGCCGUUUCCUGCGGGUGAGUCACCCUGUGUCGCAGACGAUAACACGGGGAGGUCCCAGGACACAGAUUGCGAUACCGGCGCAAGGCAUGAUAGAAUUUCGCGACGCGUUAACGGACCUUCUCGAAGAAUUCGGGACAGACGACGGUGGCUUCAAAGGCGACCUGCCGGAAGGCCGUUAUAUGCGCGUGGACAGCAAAAAUUUCUAUUUUGAUAUCGGCCAAAACAAUCGUGGCAUCUACAUGAGAAUUUCUGAGGUGAAAACAAACUUCAGGACAGCCAUCACCGUACCGGAGAAGUCCUGGGCGCGUUUCCGUGAUAUCUUCGCAGAUUAUUGUGAGAAGAUGAAGGAAGCCGGUGCCAGCGGCAUUAGCAGCUCCACCGCCGGCGGUGGGAACGUAUUGUCCGAGGGGAAGGGUUCAGUGGUGGCACAGGUACCAUCGCCAUCCACGAGCACGCAGCCUAACCCCAAUCCAAAUUUAGACUCUCCCCUAAUCAAGUGAAAAAGGCUUUAACUUAACUCGAACAUUGGGAAAUUAUAACUCGUAACUCGUUUUCAAGUCAUUAAGCGAAGUAAAGGAACUUGUCAGAGUCUAUGCCAUCGUCAUCGUCAUCAUUACUCGGCUACGGCAUCGGCAUGGUCAUCAUCAGCAUGAUCAUCGUCAUUGUCAUCGACACCAUCACUGUCACCGUCGCCGAUAUCGAUACCACCGUCACCGUCACCGUCAUCGACGACACACCAUCAUCGUCACAUUCGCCGUCAAGCGCGAACACCAAAACACGCCUGAAACACGGCCAUUAUAUCGCAGAGUAUCAGCCGAUUGUUGAGUAUAUUCGUAUAGCCACAGAUUUGAUAAUGAUAAAAAGAAUGAAACGAUGGAAAAAAACAAACAACGUGAAACGGAUGCGCGACGGUAUACGUGGUUAAGAACGUGAUUGUCGGCGCGUCUCGCGAAAACUAGGAAGACGGAAGGUGGAAGGAAUGAAUCGAGGGAUAGAUGGUGUGUGUGUGUGCGAAGGGAAAACGAGUCACUGCCGCUCGUGCGACUAACACAGAAUAGAUAAAAAGAAGAAAAAAAAAGAAGAAAAAGAUAACACGCAACGACGAGAUAGAGAGUAAUAAUUACCGCGCGAUGUCUUUUUAGGCGAACACAAGUUGCCAUCGAUUAACGUUAUGAGUACUACCGUUCAUUUCCUGGCUUCUUUUAGACGCACGUUUCGUUUGUUCCGUUUCCUGAUUUUCUUGUUUUAAAUUACUAAAUUCUCAGAGGAGAGAGACACUCGGAGUACAUGUAAUUUCAUCAUUUACUUGUCACGUGCGCAUUGAACGAAUGAGAACUUUCGAACGGGAAAUGGACUGUAGUGUGGAUCACGUUACAAUUGAAUUUGAUCGUUCAGAAUUUAUAAAUAUAAAUAGUUGUUAUAUUAACGAUUAUAUCAUGACGAAGUAGGAAGGAAAAGGCGUGUGGGUUUCGUCGCGAGAAAGAAAAAAAACAAGUAAGAAAUAAGAAAGAUCUAUCUCGUGUCUACAUAGGCAAGUACGUAUUACGUAUUUUACGUACGACGUAAAAAAAAAGAAACAAACUGAACGACGUCUCUAUUAAAAUAAUAUUACGAGAUAAUAUAUAACAUAGGUGAAAGAGAGAGAGAAUGGGAGAAAAAAAUGCUACCCGAGAGAAAGAGAGAGAGUACGAAAAAAACCAUAUUAAUAUAUAUAUAUAAAUAUAUAUAUACAUAUUGAUAUAUGUAUAUUAUACAAAGUUAAUUAUGUUACUGUUCUUCUGUUUCAUCGAUUCGUACGAAAGGUGCGCAUGCAAUCAUUCAUAAGAAGGCGUGUAUACCAAAUACACGCUUUCACGGAACGCAUAACACACACACACACACACACGUAUACAGACAGUAAAUAAAGGAUGGAAGCACACAAAACAUCUGAUACAUCAAUACACUAUACCAAAAUGCAAAACACUGACAAUUCCGACGCGACACUCCACAUCGAAAACCCACAGAAUACACGCGCGACACGCAUGAAGAUAUAUUCCACCAUGAAAGACAUAUUCCAUCACGAGGGGCGAACGGUACAAGGGGACGGUGUGCACGUGUAAUGUAAUAGAUUACGUAAGUUCGAGCGAUGGCCGAGUUUAACACAAUUGCAUAUUAGGUAUGUAUUAUACGAAUGCAUAAUAGGUAUUUAUAUAGAAUCUAUAUAACUGUAUAAUUGUAACGAAAUGCCAAUGUCCGCGGACCCAGGCUACUGCGCAAAAGUCCCGGCAACGGCGCGAUCCUUAAUCGAAUUGAGACGCGCCGUUGUUGCUGGCUCCUGCAGUCGCUUAGGCCCCGCCCGUCGGACACAGGAAGAAAGAUGAUGAGACAGAACGUAUGGCAGAGUGAAGGCGAGAGAUAACGCAUUUCGAGACGGUCGACUGGAGAAUAUAUAGAAGUGGAAAAUCACGCGAUCGAGUUUCCAUCUCUCGGUCGCAGGGAAAGGAGACCUUAAUACGCUUCGAUUCUGCAACGCUGUGCUAAUAUCAUCAAUGACAAAAUAUCUAUUCUUUUCUUCUCGCGUUUCUUCCGAUCGAGACGAUAAACCGACGUAAGACCCACUCGUAUUUCGCACUGGUGCGAAUACGAACGGUGCGAAUACGGACGAUGCGCUCUAUCAGAGAAACGCCAUAGACGCAUUCUAUUUAAUAAUUCUGUUUAUAAUCAAGUAUGCGUAAUUGACGCAUCUGUAUUCUGGGAAUAUUGAUUGAAAUUUUAUUUAUUUGCUAUAAGCGAGACAAAUUUACUAUAUCAUUUAUUUUGAACAAGAUGUUUUUUUUUCCUUUAAAAAUUUUUUUCUUUUAAAAAAGAAACGACAAUUUCGGCUGAUCUGAAUUCACUUAGCACGUAGAAGUCUCAAUGAUUACAAUAUAAAAUGUAAAAUAUAAAUCACGAUUACCAAUUCAAGUACGCACGAGUGGGUGGAACAUUGAGACUAGAACUCCGAUCCCCUUCGAUUUAAAUAUACUUAGUCCUUGUUCUAUCGUCUUUGUAACGCACUAAACGGAUAUACAUACACACACAUAUAUAUACAUAUAUAUGUGUGUAUAUGUGUGUAUCGUGUAUGUAGAAGCAACUAAUAAGUACCCGGACAGAUCCUUGACGAACGUAUUUACAACACUUUUACACUUAACGCGUUCACUCGUUCACCGUCGAACUUUUUAUUGAGUUCAAAGGGGAUCGGUAAAAUCCGCGAUCUGUGCACAAGCAUUGUAUAUUGUUCAAAAACCAAGCGUUGCAUUGCGACGGAAAACGGCAUAGAGGAGAGGCAUAGAAAAAUCGUUCACUGGCUAGGCAGAUGGUAUGACAUUGUGAUCUAUACAAAUUACAAAUCACAAAGCAUCCACAAGUAGUAGAUAUUUAAGAUAUAAAUACACACACACACGUACAUCUAUGGUGACUAGAGGGAGAAAGAGAGAGCGAGAGAGAAAGGGAGAGAAAGGGAGGGAAAGAAGAAACACUGUGUUACUAAUGCAUUCGCGCAACAGCGCGUGCAAAAAAAAAAACACAUACAAACACACGUUAUUAAAAGGCGAAAACGACUACAAACGUACCUAAAACUAACUAAAAACAAAACGCAGAGCGAGAAAGAAGGAGAGAGACAGAUAUAAAGAAACAAAAAAAAAUUGAAGAGAUACCGUCUGACACGUAAGAGUAAGCAAAGUAAUAUAAUGUGAAUGAAAGAAAAAAAACCACGACGCUCCUGCCACGCAGCGAGUCUUUAGACAGCUUUAAGAUAAUAAUUAUAAAUGAUAAAAUAAUAAUUAUUAAAUAAUAACGAUAAACUUUCUAUAUGUUGAAUCGUGUCUAGUGAGAGAAAAGUACUAUCGAAGUAAAGCAACACAAAAAUAAAAAUAAUAAUACUAUCGCCACACACAACACACGGAUUAAUGCAGUUUAUAUGACCAUCAAAAAAUUAGUUGUCUAUCGAAUAUUCCUUUCUUUGUCUUUUUCUUUUUUCAUAAGUACGUAGUGGAGAAGGUGGCUGUUAGAGAAUAGCUAAAAAAAAAUGAUGAUGUUUCGUUUUGUUGUGUUGCAAAACAAACGUUGCGCAGUUGGUGAUCGGCGGACCUUUUUGCUAAGUGUUAAAAAGUAAUGUCUACGUGAGGAAAGAAAGAAAAAAAAGGAAAAAAAAACAACGGGGGUGCCGGAGUCCCAUACCUGUGUUUUUAUAUUAUACGGUGGAGUUAUUACGCCGCAUACUGUUAUUCAUUGUCACGCGCUAUUAUUGUCACGUAGGAUUUUCAUACGUGAACGUUGUGCGACAACUGCGUGUAGCGACGUCAGAUGUGUCGCACCGUCAGAACGAGGAAAUGCAUCCACGAUGUGCACUCUGUAUACGCGAUGCGUGCUCUCCUCGUCGCGACUGUGAUUCUUCUCCGCUGCACGACGUUGUGACUUGUAGAGAGAAAGGGAGGAGGGAGACCACAACAGCUUCGCCACUGUAUGAAAAUCCUGCUGUCUCGCUGCGAUUAUUCUUAUCAUUAUUAUUAAUAUUAUUAUUAUUACGAUUAUAUUGUCAUUAUUCUUACUAUUACGAUUAUUCUUCUUAUUACCGCUAUCAUUAACUAUUAGUAUCAUUUAUCAUCGGAGCGCUACUAGUUGUGUACUGACCACUAAUAACGAGACCGGCCUCGAGCGGGCUGAUUUUCUUUUUUCCUUUACUAUAGCGUAUGCUAUGCUGUGACAAGAUCGGUCGAGUUUGCGAAUUCAGUGGCUUCUUUUUUCUUUUUUUAUCCCCGUAUCUUGUUUCCCUCAUACCACGGGCAAAAUCCUACCGCAUACCCUCUCUCUCCUCGCGUUUACUUAAGUUUCACACUCUUCCCUUCUACCGUAGACUCCGUUUUAGCAAUCGGCCCACUCAGGUCUGGCGUAGAGUCGAUGGUGAAGUACGGUUUCGUAGAAAGAAAGAAAGAAGGGACAGAGAGAGAGAGAGAGAGAGAGAAAGAGAAAUGAAAUGAGUGACGGAUAAUGCAGAGAUGAUGAUGGCCGAGAACAUCAUGCGAGUCGAGAAGAAAGAGAGUGAGCUAAAAAGAGAGAGUGACUCGAGAGAUCGACCGGCGCCAACGGAACUUUGAUCGACGGUGUUUAGAUUAGACUAAUUACUUAUUAGGUUCGCGGUCUAGCGGAUCGCACGUCGAAUUCACGAGCAAAGCUAUAUUAAUCGUCACCUUCGGCGCGGUGCGUUUUCUUUUACCUCCUCCUGGCGCGCUCUCGCGUGUGUGCAUGCGUGCGUGAAUGCUAUAAUUUGUGUGCGUGUAUACGCUCGACAAUCGAAGCGAGCGAGCUACUUUCUUUUUUGUAGGGCGGGGGAGAUGAAAAUGAGAGAUAUAAGAGGAGAGAAAAAAAGAUAAAUAAAUAAAAUAAAUAAAAUGAAACACACACCGAUCGCGAGGACGAUGCGCUGCCGAACAAUUAUGCGUUUAAUGUCACGCGAAGUAAUCGUCGCGAGAAUCACGCGCGCUCUGACCGAGUUAUCACAUUAUAUCAUCAGUAGCGUAACGAAAAAAAAAAAUUUUUUUCGAGUUUGUUAUUGCAGAAAAUAAGUGAGAUUUAAUUGCGAUUGGCCUUUGUAUGUCGUUUGAUUUAUUAAAGAUAACAGUCUGUUGCAAAUAUCAACGUUUUUCAUCCUCCCAACGCACAGCGCAGAUAUCCUUUUUUUUCGUAUCGUGUGUGACACUCGAUUGUAAUUAAGAAUCUAUUGUAGCGAUGUGAAUGCGUAUGUAUGUGUGGGAGUGAAAAAGUAUAUAUGUGUGUGUGUGUGUGUGUGUGUGUGUGCGCGCGCACGUACGUCAAAGCAUCGCCAAAUUUAUACGGCUAUGAUGCCGCGUGAGAUAUUUCUCACAUCGCGGUCGUGACGAAGCUUUCAUGUAAAUAUCUUGCGGUUUACGGUGCGGCGUGAUGAAGCUUCCGGUUAUCGCCGACCAGAACGCAGAGCCACUUCGGCGUGAAUUCGCGACGUAAUAUGCAUUCGCGGUGCAUCGUCCUCGAUGGCAGACGGACGUCGUCUGACGACGCCGUGACUUUCCGACGCUUGAAGAGAACGUUGAACAGUGCGCGCAACUCUUGAGCGUUACUCUCAUCCCUCGAGGAUCGAUAUAUCAGCAUUAAUAUUAAUUGUUAUAUAAAUACUUAUCGAGCCGAGUUCUGUCGCGAAAUGUUACAAAAGCUCGAGGAUGAUUUUGUCGGGCGCAAAUUCGUACCAAUUGUUUCUUCGGAUAAACGUUCUUUCCGCCACACAUAGUUUGUAAUAUUUCCAUAUUAUUAACUACUAAAGAACGCAAGAGAACAACCCGCCGGAGUCGGGGCGAAAGAUCGGUCCACUGGCACGACAAACCGGGGAUAAGCACGAGGAAUGUUAGCUUUGCGCAUCCUAAGGACGUCCUGAGAAGACCUGAGAAUUCCUUGGAACCCAACAUCCGAGAAAAUAUCCAAAACUCCUUUCGUUGAUCGAAGGAUCGCAGGAUCCCGGAAGAUCGGAGGUCCCAGUGUGUCCCAUCUAUCAACAGAGAUCCGAGCGUCUCGGGAUUUGCAAAAUCUCGAUAUCCACGGAUCAUAGGAUUCCAGAUUUCUUGAAUCUCGAGACACCGUGAACGAGGAUCCUAGAAUUCGAGGAUAUCUUCUAAGGAUACAUUCCAAGAUUCGAGGAUCCCGAAGAAUCGCGAGAUCACGGGACUCGUGGAUCCCAACUGAGUUUUGAUCGUCUCGGAACCCGACACGUCUCGAGAUUGCGAAUUUUAGGAUUCUACCCGGAUAGCACAGGAAUAUUCGAUGAAUGUUUUAUGAGUAUUACAAAUAUUUAUACAUUCUAUGAAUGUACUAAAACACUCAUAUGUUCAUAGUACGUUCAUAGUGUAUUUGAAUGACGUAACUAUAAAUGUUGUAUGUGUGUGAAUGUGCAUACAUUUACAAAAUGUAGGUUAAUCCUUUAAGGCCCAGUGUACAUGAUUAUGUACACACUUACUUUGAAUCUUCUUCAAAUUCUUUAUAUUGGCAAAGUGAUGAUUCUGUCGAUAUGAUACUAUUGAUCUAUCUUGGAUCUUCGUUCCAAAACGUGAAACACUGAUUUUCCCGCUGAAGAAAUCAAUAUAGCGAUUGUGUUUAGAGAAGAAUCGUUGAUGUUCGAAAUUAUGUAAUUUUUCAUGAAAAAACGAGAAAAAACAAAUUUUAUUUUCUCAACUUUUUGUCAUUUUAAAGUACAAAGUUAACGCUUUUAUGUUCAUUAUUAUGGUAAUAAUAUAUUAAAUUCUGUAGCUGGGAGGGUAUACAUGUGCAGACAUGUAUGACUUAAAAGAUAUAAUUAUGUACAUAUUCAGGAGAUCGUACUUCUCGACGGUUAAUUUUAUUCGGAUCACAAAACUCUUUAUCAGUAACGUCUUUUGAAAUUAUUCUAUGAAAAAAAAAGUGUAUUCGAAGGGGAUUGAUGCCUGGACCUUAAAGGAUUAAUCAUUAAUUUUGCUGUUGCAAUUAUAAAAGAAUAAUUUAAGUAUCUCAUUUCAUAGAUAUGUUUCAUUAUUAUAACAAAUACAUAGAAUUUUGGAACAUUUGGAAAACUUUUCAUUUACAUGAAUGCAUUGCACUAAAUAAAUCUGACCAAUGUUCUUUUCUAUUGUGAAGAUACGCAAAUCUCUAACUGCACAUACAAUAUUGUAGAUACAUUCAUAGAAUAUCCGAUUCGGAUAUUGUAAUGUUAAGAACAUACAUAUUUCAUAAGGAUAUUCGUAGAAUAUUAUGUGUUAUCGUGGUAAAGAUCCUGCUGGAUCCCGAGAUACGAGGACUCGCGGUUCUCUGAGUGUUUCCUAAGUAAUCCGUGAAUUCGAGGACUCGAGACGAAGACUCCUCUGAGAGGCGCCGGGAGAUCCGCGGGAUUCCGGUCUUCUUGACGCGAAGUAUCGCGCGGCAAAGUGUCCGCGCGAUUUAAAAAAAUGCGACGAACGCGCACGCCUUUGGAACCCAGCCACGACCUUUCGCCCGCGCUGCAAAGAUAAACGUAGUUACUAAAAGAGCAAGCCAUUUUUACGCGCGCACACGCAUACCCCCUCCCUGUGCGUAUACCGCGUGUGAUCGUGUAUAUAUGUAUUGUUGUAACGGUUGAAAGGCGCUUAAAAAAAAAACAGAUACACAAAAAAGGUAAAACCGAACGGGAGAAAGAACAGAGAGAAAAUCCAAAAAAAAGAAAAUAACAGGAAAUGAAAUGGUAGCAACAUUAACAAUCGCGCAGAAAAAAAAUUUGUUGUUCAUCUAUUCGACAUUGUGUGCUCGACGUGAAAAACCGAAAGGAGAAGAAAAAGUAAGAUAGAAACCAAAAAAAAAGAAACUAGAUACAAUUACUAUUACGGCUCACACAUUCGAACAAAAAGAAAAAAAAA
Odontomachus brunneus is the source of this 9417-nucleotide messenger RNA. It is a transcript of the gene Pur-alpha, whose product is annotated as transcriptional activator protein Pur-beta. The transcript has 7 exons. Gene Ontology annotation, cellular component: nucleus. Gene Ontology annotation, biological process: regulation of transcription by RNA polymerase II. The record is from RefSeq and is a predicted model, not a curated record. The coding region runs from base 598 to 1512 and encodes 304 amino acids. Gene Ontology annotation, molecular function: purine-rich negative regulatory element binding; RNA polymerase II transcription regulatory region sequence-specific DNA binding; DNA-binding transcription factor activity, RNA polymerase II-specific. NCBI's taxonomy places the organism in Eukaryota, Metazoa, Arthropoda, Insecta, Hymenoptera, Formicidae.